Vitis vinifera (wine grape) is the source of this 3538-nucleotide messenger RNA. RefSeq lists its product as uncharacterized. The transcript is spliced from 8 exons. The record is from RefSeq and is a predicted model, not a curated record. The coding region runs from base 54 to 725 and encodes 223 amino acids. Lineage: Eukaryota; Viridiplantae; Streptophyta; Magnoliopsida; Vitales; Vitaceae.
AACGAGAGAGAUCAUAUAAAUUAGAGAAAGAGAGAGAGAGACGGGAGGGAGCGAUGGAGAGGAGAGAGGUAGUGAGAAAAGCAGAGCAGCUAGUGGAAGCGGCGAUGAAAGGGAACGACGCAUCGCACGACGCAGCUCACGUGUUUAGGGUUAGAGAUAUGGCGCUCUCUCUCGCCCUUGAAGAAGGUCUCUCUUCUUCCUCCGAUUCAAUGGAGAUCGUUGAGCUUGCUGCACUUCUCCAUGACAUAGGAGACUACAAAUAUGUCAGAGAUCCAUCUGAGGAGAAAAUUGUUGAGAACUUUCUUGAGGAGGAAGGCAUAGAGGAGAGCAAGAGGAUGAAAAUAUUAAGCAUCAUAAAGGCAAUGGGUUUCAAAGAGGAACUUGCAGGGUUUGCUAAUGGUGAAUAUCCUCCAGAGUUUGGGGUUGUACAAGAUGCUGAUCGCCUUGAUGCAAUUGGUGCAAUUGGAAUAGCCCGUUGCUUUACUUUUGGUGGAAGUAGAAAAAGAGUGCUUCAUGAUCCUGCCAUUAAGCCGCGGUCAGAUUUAUCCAAGGAACAAUACAUGAAGAAAGAAGAGCAGACAACAGUGAAUCAUUUCCAUGAGAAGCUUCUCAAGCUUAAGGAUUUAAUGAAAACUAAGGCUGGGCAGAGGAGAGCAGAGAAAAGGCACAAUUUCAUGGAGGAAUUCUUGAAGGAGUUUUAUGAAGAGUGGGAUGGAAGAGCUUGAAUAAGGUACUUCUGGAGCUCAGACUCAUGGCGCCGGAUCAGAUUCACCUUCAACCCAUGCUUCAUGUACAUUGUCAAUGCAAGCUUCGGCUCAACUGGAUGAUUUUCCACCACCUUGACAUGGUAACGGUAUAUUAUAGACGCAGCAGCGAAUUUCAUCUGAUAGUAAGCAAAAUCUUUCCCUAGGCAAAGCCGAGGUCCGCCAUUGAAGGCGGUGAACUUGUAGGCUGACUCGCUCAUGAACCGGCCGUCUCGGAGCCACCUCUCGGGCUUGAACUCCCUGCAAUCCUUUCCCCAUAUCCCCUCCAUUCUUCCCAUGGCAUAAAUGGCAUACACCACUUUGGUUCCUUUCUUUAACACAGUCCCAUCUGGAAAUACAUCGUCUUCAAUCACCUAUACAAUACAUCAAAAAAAUUAUCAAUUAGAAUCCGCAUCAACCCCCACCCCCACCAAAAAAGGAGAGUCUUCCAAUGGAAUUUGAUCAAGACAAGACAAAACCACCGUUGAAUUAGUUGCGACGUCUUUAAGGCCCUAUAAGCGCACAAAGCUGACUCUUCAACCAAGAAUUUAGGAGGGUACCCUAACAAUAAUGUCAAAAUUUGAGUCUUCCAAUGGAAUUUAUGGCUAGUGUUUCCAGGUGAAAAAGCUGAUACUUCACUUUUAUCUAGGCGCUACUAAUAAUCUGCUUGACUUUACAGCAAGUUUUAUACACUUUCUAGGCAAGCCCAGAUGAAGAUGUACUCCAUCUUGUCAAGGAUUUGACCAAAGUUUAUUAGACUUUCUUACUGUUAGAAGAUUGUUAUGUGUUAUGUUCAACCACCCAUAAAGGACUCUGUUCUCGUUUAAGGCUUACUUCAAUCUAUUAAUCAUUUAUAACCCUAUGGUCCAGAAGAGGAGAGUGGAAUUAAAAAUCAUACUAAGGACAUGAUGAACAGAUAUUGUUGAUUUUAUAAACUAUUAUAUAGCAUUAAAAAUUAAUUGUUAAGGACCAAAAAUCUCUCAAAAUUAAAUGAUUUUAAUUUUGUUGGCUUACCUCUUUGUGAUCCACAGGCACUGAUGGAUACAACCUGAGUGCCUCUGAUAGAGCAGCUUGCAGAUACUCCAUUUUCUUCACCUCCUCAGCCUUGAAUAUCAAACCAUCUCCCUCUUCUUCACCUUUCCUUUCACCCACCAUCCUGCAUAUCUCCGCCAUGAUCCUCUCCUCCACCGCCGGAUUCCGAUCAAGGAGCCAGAAAAACCAACUCAGCGCCACCGAGGAAGUGUCUCUACCGGCAAGUAUGAAGUUCACGCAUAUAUCCCUCAAAAAUUUGUCCGAAAAUGGCUGUCCAUUUUCAUCCUUCAACCCCAUGAAGAUUGACAACAGAUCGGACCUCUGGUUCUUGUCGUCACACUGUAACGAAAGCUCCUUCUUCCUUGUUGUGAUCACUUCAUUUGCAAAUUUAUCGACCCCCAUUAUCGAUAUCUUGAGGUUCUUCUCGGUGCCUAUGUUGAGGUGCCUCAUGGCCUUCCAUAUGCAUGUGGGUGUAACGAAGCGAAGAACCGUGGCUUCUGUGGCGUCCUCGAAUGCUCGAGCAAAUGGAAUUUCCGGUAGGCCUAGGCGGAGACACCCGGGGUCGACGCCAAAUGCUAUCAUACAGACAUUGUCGAAGGUGAGCCUCAAGAGCACGUCUUGGAGGUCGAUAGAGGCUGAGUUUUUGACUGAAUCUUCAAGCACUGGGAGGAGUCUGGAGUGGACCAGCACCAACAGCGACUCAAUGGUGAGUUUUCGGAACUUCGCCGAGUGGAACUCAAUGCUUGCCGUCUUCCUCUGGCGCUGCCAGGUCUCAUCGUCGGCGCUAAAUAUGCCGUCCCCGAGCAGGUCUCUGACCGUGUUUCUAAAGUAGGCUCCUUUGGGGAAGUUAGAGAAUUUACCCUUGAGGAGAUGCUCUAUGUUGCGAGGAUCCGAAGUGACCACACAGUUGAGGCUGCUAAACCAAGGACCCUUAAACACAAACGUCCCAUUCCGACGGCAAAGAACGCCGGAAAUCCAUUCAUACAUGUCGGUCCGGAGACCCCCAACAAGAGAAGGCAACAUCCCAAGAAAAGGCCAAACCGGCAGGCCAUGGCGCUUCCUUUGCCUUAGGGAAUGUAUAGCCACAAACACAAUGAGAGCCACAAGAACCUCCAUCACUUGGAUCUCAGGCAAGAAGAGGAGUCGCCGGGAAACGAAGUUCCGGGCGAUGCCAUGAGAGGGAAGAGGGGUGAAGUUGCUGCUAGGGUUGAUCAUGUUGGAAUGAAGGCGAUGAGUAGUGGUCUAGUGCAUAGUAGAGGUAGUUGUGGGGAGUGUUGGUCAUGAGUUAUAAGAGGGGGUGGCGCAUGAGUUUCUUGGCGUGCAUGAGUUUAUUCAGCAGUUUUGAUUUGGUGAGCAGAACGCAGGGCUACUUUUUAUGUGAGUAACUGAAAAUUAAAAGAACUUUCUUGGAUUAGGGGUUUUGGCCUUAUAUUUCUUCACACUUUUGUCGGUUUCUGUUCAGAGGGCAAAUGAGAAUGUUGGGCUUGUUUGCUUGUCUGCUUGACUCUGAAAUAUGAAGUUUCUAAAAUGGGUUGGGAGGAUAGGAAGUGGGUGCAGGCUGAUAACCUAAGAUCCAACAAUUUCUAGAUUCUUCCUGGAGUCAACUUAGCAUAUUAGAAAGUGUAAAGGUGUGGUGUGGUGACCAACAGACCACUUAUAUUGAGAUGUAAGUAACUAUUUGUAUAUGAUUUGGGCCACCCAAUUGUCGAUUUGGUCCGAUGUUUUGCAACUGAAAGCCGCUAUUUUGACUCUUUAUAACCUUA